AUGCUCUUCUCCAGAAUCCCUUUUCUUCUGCACGCACUGGUCGAGACCGCGGGGGCGUCGUCGUUCAUCUUGAAGCCGCAAAGCCAGCUGCCCAAGCCCUCCGCCGCCGCGCAACUCGUGCUGCAGUCAUUUGGCGGCUUGCUAUUGAGCACGAAUUUGAUUUGCCUAGUGUUCUUGUGGCGACCAGACUUCGAUGACACGAGCAGGCUGGUGGCGGCUUCAUUGUCGUUUUGGCAUGUCUGGCCAUGCUAUCGCGCCUAUGUGCGAUUGACGGAUCCCCGGGUGGACGGCACAAACAGCGGCCAGGUAAAGACUUUGGGAGGGCCUACGGUGCAUCUUGGAGCGCAUGCCGUGCUGUUCCUGGCAUUUCUUGGUGCUGCUGUUAUAGGAUAA
This is a messenger RNA of Colletotrichum gloeosporioides, 393 nucleotides long. RefSeq lists its product as uncharacterized. Bases 1 to 393 code for a protein of 130 amino acids. NCBI's taxonomy places the organism in Eukaryota, Fungi, Ascomycota, Sordariomycetes, Glomerellales, Glomerellaceae. The record is from RefSeq and is a predicted model, not a curated record. The transcript has a single exon.